AUGCUCAUUGAGGAGCUAAACCAAGGAAAUCUGUCAAUAGGUCUAGAUCCAUCAACUCAAGUUAUCAAAGAAUUUCCAGAACCAACAAUCGAAGAGAAAAAUGAACAAUUAAAAAAUGAUUUUUUACAACCAUCACCAGAAUUAAAUUGGGAGUUGUUAGAUCUUUUACAAACUAAAAUAGAAGUAGAUAAAGAUAAAUUAAUAGAUAAGUUAUUAAUAAAUCCAACAAGUUUAAAUCGUACAAAAUUUAGAUUCAAAAGAUCAGGAAUUGAAGGUAAAAUUUCAGGUUAUCAAGAAGAAAUCAAUUUAAAUGAUUUAAAUAGUUCAGCUUCAAAUUCAUUAAGUAUAAAUAGAGAUUAUUCCUCGAAAUCUGAAAGUUUAAGAGGUCAGUCCGGUUUUUUACCAUUUCAACCUGGUGGGUUGAUACAACAACAAACUCAAGAAGUUAAAGAUAAUACUGCAAAUUUACACAGAAAUGAAUUUGGUUUAUUCGAUAUACCUCCUGGGUUUGAAAGAGGUUUAGAAGUCGGAGGAACACAAACAGAAUUAGAUUUAGAUGAAGAAGAACAAGAUAUAGAAGAAGAUACAUCACCUAUGAAUCUACAUAAUGUUGGAGAAGAAAAAGACAACCAAAAAAUUGAACCUAAACAGAUUCCAUUUGACUCUUCUGAAAUUGAAGGACUAGUCCCGUUUGAUUAUUCAUCUUUCAAAUAUGAUGAAAAAAAAUCCAAGGAUAAAAGAGCAUGGGCUCAUGUUGUUGAUUUAGAUCACAAAAUAGAAGACUUUAACGAAUUAGUGCCGAAUAUGGCAAGAACUUGGCCAUUUGAAUUGGAUACUUUCCAAAAAGAAGCUGUAUUCCAUUUAGAACAAGGUGAUUCAGUCUUUGUAGCUGCUCAUACAUCAGCUGGUAAAACUGUUGUUGCAGAAUAUGCAAUAGCUAUGGCAAAAAGAAAUAUGACUAAAUGUAUAUAUACUUCCCCAAUCAAAGCAUUAUCAAAUCAAAAAUUUAGAGACUUCAAAGAAACCUUUAAGGAUGUUGAUGUUGGAUUAAUCACUGGUGAUGUUCAAAUCAAUCCUGAAGCAAAUUGUUUAAUUAUGACUACAGAAAUUUUGAGGUCCAUGUUAUAUAGAGGAGCAGAUUUAAUUAGAGAUGUUGAAUUUGUUAUAUUUGAUGAAGUUCAUUAUGUAAAUGAUAUUGAUAGAGGUGUUGUUUGGGAAGAAGUUAUAAUUAUGUUACCUGAUCAUGUCAAAUAUAUAUUAUUAUCUGCUACAGUUCCAAAUACUUUUGAAUUUGCUAAUUGGGUAGGUAGAACCAAGCAAAAAGACAUAUAUGUUAUAUCGACACCAAAAAGACCAGUACCUUUGGAAAUAUUUAUAUCUGCUAAAAAUAAAUUAUUUAAAGUUGUUGAUUCCACUAGAAGAUUUGUUGAAAGUGAAUUUAAAGCUCAUAAAGAUUUGUUAGAGGCAGGUAAUGCUAAAAAGGAAUUACCAUCAACGUCAAUGGGUUAUGGAAGUAGAGGUGGACCAGGUGGAUCAGCUAGAGGUGGAAAUAGAGGAGCAGGUGCAAGAGGAGGUAGAGGCGGAAGAGGAGGAAGAGGUGGUUCUACAUUAAUGACAAAUAGAGGCAAUUUCACAAAUCCAAAAAGAGGUACAGAUGGACCAAAUAAAAACACAUGGCCAGAUUUAGUACUGUAUAUGAGAACAAAUAAUUUACUUCCAGCAGUCAUAUUCGUAUUUUCCAAAAAGAGAUGUGAAGAAUAUGCUGAUAGUUUAAGAGGUGUUGAUUUUUGUAGUGCCAGAGAAAAAUCUGAAAUUCAUAUGUUUAUAGAUAGAGCAGUUGGAAGGUUGAAAAAAGAAGAUAGAGAAUUACCACAAAUUAUGAAAAUAAGAGAAAUGCUUAGUAGAGGAAUUGCUGUACAUCAUGGUGGUUUAUUACCAAUUGUUAAAGAAUGUAUUGAGAUUUUAUUUGCUAAAACUUUGGUGAAAGUUUUGUUUGCAACUGAAACUUUUGCAAUGGGGUUGAAUUUACCUACAAGAACAGUUGUCUUCAGUUCCACAAGAAAACAUGAUGGUAGAGGAUUUAGAAACUUGUUACCCGGUGAAUUCACACAAAUGUCUGGUAGAGCAGGUAGGAGAGGUUUGGAUGCAACCGGUACUGUUAUUGUUAUGGCUUAUAACGAUCCAUUAUCUCCUACAGAUUUCAAAGAAGUUGCUUUAGGAACUCCAACUAAAUUAUCAUCACAAUUUAGAUUAACUUAUAAUAUGAUUUUAAAUUUAUUAAGAAUUGAAGCUUUGAGGGUGGAAGAAAUGAUUAAACAUUCAUUUAGUGAAAAUUCAGCACAAGUGCUAUUACCAGAAAAUCAAAGAAGACAUGAAUUUCUUACUACCAAAUUAAAAAAUUUACAAUUAAGUUCAUGUUCUAAAUGUGAUAUGGGAAAAGUUGAAGAAACUUGUAAAUUAAUGUUUGAAUAUGAAAAAAUAUAUGGAAUGUGUGUACAAGAUAUUCAUAAAUCUCCGAUUUUGAAAACAUUACUACUCAAAGCUGGAAGAUUGGUUAUAUUCAGAGAUAAAAAUCAAAAUUCAAAAGUUGGAUUUGUUGUAAGAUCAGAUAGCACAAAUGAAAACAUCAUGUUGGUGACUUUUGAUCAUGGGAAAGAAUUCGACACUGCACAAGAUCAAUACAAAAUGCCAUUUUUACCAAUCUAUGAAUACAAUAUGAAACAUUUCCCUAAGAUUAAAUUUAAUGGAAACUUUAAAGUUACUCAGAUCCCAUUUGAUUGUAUAUAUUUUAUUGGCAGAUUAUCUUUGAAAAUCAAUAUGUCAAGUUUAAUCAAUGAUGAUCCAGAUUCUUUGACUGAAGCUACUAGUCAAAUCAAAGAAUUUCUUAGAUUUCAAGCUGACUUUACUGAGUUGGGUUUAUCAAAUAGCAGACAGUUAUCAUUGCAUGAUUUAAAUAAUGAAAAAGAAAAUAUAUUCAAAAAGAUUAAAGAACUUCGUGGCUACUUGUGUCCAGAUUUUAAACAACAUUACAUAGAAUAUAGACAGCGUCAUUUAGUAGCUCAAGAAAUUGAAAGUUUACAAAGAUUAAUAUCAGAUGAAAAUUUAGAUUUAUUACCAGAUUAUGAACAAAGAUUAGAGGUUUUAGAAACACUUGGUUUUAUAGAUGAUCAGCAUAAUGUUGUAUUAAAAGGUAGAGUUGCAUGUGAAAUUAAUUCAGGUUGGGAAUUGAUCCUAACUGAAUUGGUUUUGGAUAAUUUCCUUGGAGAUUUUGAGCCAGCUGAAAUUGUUGCAUUAUUAUCUUGUUUUGUAUAUGAAGGUAGAACACAAGAAGAUGAACCACCAUUGAUUACACCAAGAUUAGAAAAAGGUAAAAUUAAAAUUAAAGAAAUUGCAGAAAAAUUAUUAAAAAUUUAUAUUGAUAAAAAAGUUUCAUUAACUUCGGAAGAAGAAGAUUUCUCAGAAAGUAAAAGAUUCGCAUUAGUUAAUGUUGUUUACGAAUGGGCUAACGGACUAAGUUUUAAUGAAAUUAUGCAAAUUAGUGUUGAAGCGGAAGGUACUAUUGUAAGAGUUAUAACAAGAUUAGAUGAAAUUUGUAGAGAAGUUAAAAAUGCUGCAUUAAUUAUUGGUGAUUCUAAAUUACACCUCAAGAUGGCUGAAGCUCAAGAGAAAAUUAAAAGAGAUAUUGUAUUCUGUGCAUCAUUAUAUUUAUAA
Messenger RNA from Lodderomyces jiufengensis, 3711 nucleotides. RefSeq names its product SKI complex RNA helicase subunit (gene SKI2). The coding region runs from base 1 to 3711 and encodes 1236 amino acids. Lineage: Eukaryota; Fungi; Ascomycota; Pichiomycetes; Serinales; Debaryomycetaceae. Gene Ontology annotation, biological process: nuclear-transcribed mRNA catabolic process, 3'-5' exonucleolytic nonsense-mediated decay. The record is from RefSeq and is a predicted model, not a curated record. The transcript has a single exon. Gene Ontology annotation, cellular component: Ski complex. Gene Ontology annotation, molecular function: RNA helicase activity; ATP binding; RNA binding.